Molecule: messenger RNA, 1409 nt
Organism: Amblyraja radiata (thorny skate)
Lineage: Eukaryota; Metazoa; Chordata; Chondrichthyes; Rajiformes; Rajidae
Gene: iapp
Product: islet amyloid polypeptide
Exons: 4
Coding region: 701-1102 (133 amino acids)
Cellular component (GO): extracellular region
Molecular function (GO): hormone activity
Source: RefSeq, a predicted model, not a curated record
AAACUUACCCCCACACAUCUCAUUGAAUCCCCCCUCUCCCCUUAAAGCUAUGCCCUCUAGUGUUUGAUUGUUUCCAUCCCGAGGGAAAAUGUUCUGACUGUCUGCCCUGUCUAUGCCUCUAAUACUUCUACCUGCUCUUCUCUCAGGCUCCAGCGUUACAAAGAAAACAGUCCACGUCUGUCCAACUUCUACCUAUAUCUGUUGACGUUGGAGCUGUGCAAACUCUAUAAAGUGGGUGUAGGUAGAGUGAUUCAGGUACUGUCUCGCUGUGAGUUAGUUGAGCUGACGUACAGCAGCACUGUGCCUGUCUGUAGGCGCCACUGUUGACGCCGAGGUUUCAACCGGGGCAAUUGACCCAAUCUACAGAGGAUUUCUCGAGUGAAUUUCCCCUCACUGGAUAUCUCUUCAGCAGGCUGACGUCAAAAUAACACCGAGGGGCGCAGGGCUUUAAAAGACCAGUUGCUCUCGCCGGCAAUGAGUACUUACAAGGCGAAGGAGCAGAGACCUUGCGAGCUGCAGACACGGGGAUAUCCCCUGCGUGGUUGAAUUCCACCUGAGAUCCUGCCUCAACUCCCAUUACCCGGUGCGGUUGGUUUCAGCGCAAGUUCAGGAGACUCGCUUUAUGUGUGUGUGUGCGAGUCGCUGAAAAAGUUUUCCCCAGUAUCUUACCUGCUGAAUCGGCGUCUCGGCGUUUGAAGUCAUGCACUGUCUGAAAUUAUCCACCAUCCUCCUCUUCGUCUCGGUAUCUCUCAGCUCGCUGGACCGGUUACAGGCUGUUGUCGCGAUCAGGGACGCUGUCGUUUCCAGUGACCCCGAUGCUGUGCUUCCUGGGUGGAAGUCCUGGGAGGUCCCUGUGCUUAGGAAGAGGUCUCCCUUUGGCUGGCCAGCUGCUUUACCUGCACAACAGCUUCUUAUGGCAAAGAGCUUCCGUGUUAAAAAGAGGAAGUGCAACACUGCCACCUGUGUGACACAACGUCUGGUGGACUUUUUGAGCCGUUCCAACAAGAAUCUGGGUGCCUUUUACACACCGACGAAUGUAGGUUCGAACACUUACGGCAAGAGAGACAGCGUGGGACUAUACAACAAAGAACUCCAGAGUUAACUCCAACGCUAGAACUCAGAGCAAUCCUGGUUCAUUCUUCUUCAAGUUAGUAGGUUCUUGUGAUAGCUCCAGACUCAGUAGAGGACGAAAGUGCUCACCUAUCAUAGAAUUUCAAGCAGUUGUGCUCUCGUUUCACUGUUCCUGCCGAUGGUUUUGCUAUGGAACAAUCAUAUGGAUAUGACCAGGUUUAUUGCUUUAUGUAAGAGAUCCCUGCAUGUUUUUAAUUUAAAGAAACCUGCUGGUAUUACUUGAAUUAACUGUAAUAACUAAGUUAUUUGGAUUCUAUUAAAGGCUAUUAUUGAGAAUU